AUUCGCCAGAUCCCAAAAGCACAAUGUUGUGACCAGAAACGCGGAUUGCCACGGCGCCGGUGGCCCGUCAUGUCCCUGCGCCGAUGGGGUUCGUGUCCCUGACGUCACGACGAGCGGCGCCGCGGCGCGCCUGCGCGCUGGGAGGCGGCGAGGUGGCUCUGGGAUAGCCGAGUGCUGGGCAGCUGUGGCGGCGGCAGUGUGUGGUCGGAGGGAGAGCGAGUGAGGAGGCUUUGCUACAAUGUCACUGCAGCGGUGCCUGGCAGAAUGGGAAGAAAUCGAGCAGGAAUUUCAGCAGCUGCAGGAAACGCACAAAGUAUAUAGACAGAAACUUGAUGAACUCACCAACAUUCAGAUGAUAUGUAGCAAUACCAUCACCAAACAGAGGAAGAGCCUGAAUGAUCUGAAGUAUAGUCUACACAGGUGUACACAGUCAAGUAAUCCAAAAGAGAUAGUACAGAUAGCAGAGAUCCAAACCCAGAUCAAAGACAAGCAGAAUGUCUUCUUUGAUAUGGAAGCCUAUUUGCCAAAGAAGAAUGGGUUAUAUUUAAAUUUGGUCCUGGGAAAUGUGAAUGUAACUCUGCUCAGCAAUCAGGCAAAAUUUGCAUACAAAGAUGAGUAUGAAAAGUUCAAGUUAUACAUGACAAUAAUCCUGUUGCUGGGAGCCAUAACAUGUAGAUUCCUGCUUAAUUACCGGGUGACAGAUGAGAUCUUUAACUUUCUGCUGGUUUGGUAUUACUGCACGUUGACAAUAAGGGAAAGCAUUCUCAUCAGUAACGGGUCAAGAAUAAAAGGCUGGUGGGUUUCCCACCACUAUGUUUCCACAUUUCUGUCUGGGGUUAUGUUAACAUGGCCAGACGGUUUGAUGUAUCAGAUGUUUCGAAACCAGUUUCUGGCAUUCUCAGUUUAUCAAAGUUUUGUACAGUUUCUGCAGUAUUACUACCAAAGUGGCUGCUUGUACAGGCUACGGGCUUUAGGAGAGAGAAACCAUCUUGACCUCACCGUGGAGGGCUUUCAGUCGUGGAUGUGGAGGGGGCUCACCUUUCUUCUCCCUUUCCUCUUCUUCGGCCACUUCUGGCAGCUUUAUAACGCAGUGACACUCUUUGGUCUGUCCAGUCACGAAAAGUGCAAGGAAUGGCAAGUGUCCAUGUUGGCCCUGACAUUUCUUGUCCUCUUCCUGGGAAACUUCCUCACAACUCUCAAAGUCGUCCAUCAAAAGUUUCAGAAAAACAAAGACAAAACAAAGAAGAAAGAAUGAUGCCAGUGGGAUCCUGGAGUAGAGGGUGAAGGUUUUUGAAGUGGUAGGAAUCGGAGACCUUACAGGGUGGGGAAGGGAGAGUUUUUUUUUUACAGUUAGAGGUUCUGACAAUUUUAGAUGUUCUUUUGAAAACUCAGUGGGAGGAGGAGGAGGGGGGGGGGCACAUCUGUCCAUGAAUCUUUAUCAUGCUGUGAAACCCAUCGCCACUUUAUGCAGGGAUAUCCAAACCGUAUUCUCGAUUUUUGAAAGGAUUGUGUCUGUUCUUUUAUAAUCGUAUAGACUGAGGCAAGGAUGGGCCCAUAAAUAGAAGCACCACUAAAUGAGCUACAAAUAAGCUUGUAAGCACCUGAAUUUUUUGUUUUUGUUUUCCAGUGUUACUGGUAUUGAACUAAUGAGCAACUGCUUUUUUUGUCGGAUUUUAACUGACGUUUUUACUCACUCCGUUUAACUGUCCGCAAUAAAACAAUGGAUAACGGCUUUGAUUAUAUUUUAAAAGAAAACAAAAACCGCAGCCUGUGACAGUAAUAAGUGAUGUACAAUUGGCUCAGCAUUCCUGGAAGCAGCAUUGGGGUUAGUCCAGCUCUCCUGGCUUUCCGGUGACACUGCGACCCCUGUGACUUCCCGGGUGCCUGCAAGGACCCCUGUGACAGAACGAGGGGUCACUGCCCGUCGGCGCUCAACCGCCUGUAUACCGGUGGGCAGGUCGAGGAGCCAGCCAGCAGUUCCUCUCUCUCGCCCUGCGGGUGAAGCUGCUGUGUGCCGCAAUGCCAAGUAAGAGUUGCCAAUUCCAUAGGAUGGGCACAUCAUAACAAAGAGCUGGUGAUUCUAGCUGCAGUCUUCAUGCUUCACAAGAAGCGGGGUCAUGGUCAAGUCUGACUUCUCCAAUGCUGAGCCUUAAAACAGCGGCUUGCGUCAUGCUAUAUAUAACACUCAUUUAUCACUCAGUCUCAACGGAAAAUUGCAUAUUGGGUGAAAUUAGUCCCCUUUGAUCUUUGGCUUUGUGGCAUAACAGCAAUUAAUGUAAAAUAAGUACAGUAUGUACACUGAGCAUUGCGAAGAAGGGAAAGAAACAUGUAUAUUAGUCAAAACUCUAAACACUUUAGGAGAUUUUUGUCUUUGGAAGUAAACUUGUGAUCAUAUUCCUGCUGCUUUGUGCUUGAGAGAAGGUGAACAACUCGUUAAAGUAAUUUUAAAGACGUUCACUAAGUAAGGCGUGUGCACUGUGGUGUUUCACAGUGCCAAACAAGCCGAGGAUUUUAAUCAGUUGCCAUAGCUCCCUUUAGUUACUCAGCGCUCUCAUUCAUUAAACGUUUGUUCCCUUUGCAGCUGCGUGUUGCCCAGUAGAGGCUUUCAGAUUGACUUACCUGUAAAACAUAGGCAGACAGCUGUCAUCCAGUUUUUAAACACAUCCGUUAAUUACAACAGAGCAGAAGCAGCUGGACAUUCACACUGCCUAAAGAGGGCUUAGUUGGAGGCUGAUGGACUGUUGUACUUAGUGAUGGUGUCGCCUGUGCGAUUCCUAUAAACCUCUUGUAACAGUCAUCUAAAAGAAACCCUUGGUCAAAACGUUCACUACUGACUAAAUUAUUUAGAACUGCCGGCAAAAGGAUAUAUGCAUAAUGUCAUGCAUGUGAGCUUCACUUUAUCCACUUGAGAACUGCAUGUAAUUACCCACACCAGUGUCGGAGGUGGUGAUGAUUUUUACAAACAUUUAUCAAUCAGCCAGUUUGCGAUUUCUCAUUUGAAUUAGAAGAAUGUUGGAAAUGUGUUUCUUUUUAACUAAUUGAAGCCUGUUCUAGCUGGAGAGCUGAAGGACCCAGAGCUUGAGGGAUAGUGAGUAAAGAGGUAGCUAGGAUAAUCAUUCAGGGAUCCUUUUAAUAUUUCCUUUUAUUCAUGUGUGAUGUUUUCAAAACGUAAUACAGUAACAAGCACACAUUUAUGUUCUGUAUUCCCUGCUAGGAAUUUUGUCUGCUAUUUUUGUACAGAUUAAGUACAGUUUUCUUUAUUGACUGAAUUCAAAAUUCAAAUGAUGAUAGCUGUAAGGUCUUGGAAUAUCAAUGCACAGUUUAUUGUAAUGUCUGCUGUAAUUAAUAGGCACUAGAGCUCCAACAGUAUUAAUUCAGGAGUAACUCUUGAGUUUUUAAAGGUUCCUUUUAAUGUGACUUCUUGUACAUAUUUAAUGCUGGCAAUGUGACAAAGCCAUAAAUAUCCAUGAUGAACCCAGGCCAAAUAUCAGUAGAAUCUAGUAUCAUUUUACCAAAGUGCAAUAGCGUGUAACUUUUUGUUUUGUUUUUACUAUUACUCUAGAUCAAGCAUUUCAGAGAACUGAGUAACAUGGGGAAAAAAUGGCAGGGUUAUGUACAAUGCCUUAACAUCUUGUAAAGUGAAUAUCACCACCCUGUGUUAUGAAAAUACUUUUUUUUUUGGUACACACUAAUUUGUCUUGCCUGCAGUAAAAGCUUCGUAGUAUCUCCAUAGUCAAGGUCCUGUCUGAUAAGAAUAUUUUUUUUUGAAUACGGAAAGAACCGUAGAAAAGAAAACAUAAUUUGGCUGAAUCGGCCCACGGAUUUGUUUUUCCAUAGCAAGUGAGCAGAAAAAUAUUUUUUUAAGCAACAGAAUCUAUUACAUUUGUAUGUAACUGAGCCGCCUUAACGCACAGCAAAGUUACCCUUUGGUUUGUUAGGCAGCAGCGUCUCUGCUGUAACUGACAUGUUCACUUUUGACGUGGUUGUACUUUUCUGUUCUAAGUGUGCUGAGGUCUUUGCUUUGUCCUGCAGAACAAUUCUGGUCACGUACGUGGACACAACACUGCUCUGUAGACCCAGGAUUGGCCAAAGACCUUAGAUUCUUUCUUUUGUAUAUGCAGCCUAAUCCUUCUGUAAAUCCCAAGCCGUGGUGUACAUUGCUGUAAAAUAAAUCUUUGAAGAAAUUACUA
This is a messenger RNA of Lepisosteus oculatus (spotted gar), 4190 nucleotides long. RefSeq names its product transmembrane protein 120B (gene tmem120b). NCBI's taxonomy places the organism in Eukaryota, Metazoa, Chordata, Actinopteri, Semionotiformes, Lepisosteidae. Gene Ontology annotation, cellular component: membrane. Gene Ontology annotation, biological process: fat cell differentiation. The record is from RefSeq and is a predicted model, not a curated record.